AUGACGGCGGCUGUGGAGACGAGAGCCACGGCAGAAUUGCGGAAGCAAUUGCACCCACAGAGAUGGAACCUGAAAGCCCAAGGCUCGACUGAUGCCAGCGCGCGCAUCGUCCAGAAGGACCGGGCAGGAGUGAACAGGAUCGAGGAAGAGGCGAUGAGCUUCGUCGAGGAGCCUUUGGAUGUCUUGUACAGUGUGCAGGGCAUGGCACCAAGCCACAUUGACAAAGACAUUACGGCAAAUUACGAGAUGGAGAACCUGGAGCUUGCAUCCGGAGGGUUUGGCAAAGUAUUCCGAGCCACUGACCGGAAGCAUCCGGAGCGGCGGGUGGCCAUUAAGUCAAUGCUACUUUCCAGCACACGCCGCCGAGAGAUGUCUGAAAACGAGGUCAAGAUCAUGAAGAGCUUGGACCAUCCGAACAUCUGCAAACUUUUCGAGACGUACGAAAGGGCUGGGCUUGCGUACUAUGUCAUGGAGCUUUGCGAGGGCAAGGAUCUGUUUGACCAUCUCUUCGAUGUCGACUCACCCCGGCUGGACGAGCCGACAGCUGCAGCGGUCAUCCGACAGCUGGCCAGUGCGCUACAGUAUGCACACGACAAAGGCAUUGCCCACCGUGACAUCAAGCCUGAGAACAUCAUGUUCACAUCGGAGGAUCCCAACUGCACUGACAUCAAGGUCAUCGACUGGGGUGUCGGCCACGAUUUCGGUGAGCGGCGCAUGCGGCACUUUGCUGGAACGCUCAGGUACUGUGCCCCGGAGGUGAUGCAAGCCGAAAGCUUCUUGAGGCGGCUUUCAUCCUACACGGCCGCCUGUGACAUGUGGAGCGUUGGUGUUGUCCUUUACGCCAUGCUUUCUGGGCGCUUGCCAUUCAGCGGAAAGCAAAAAGAACUGCUCAAGAAGAUGAAGAAGGAGCAAUAUUCGAUGGGAGGGAAAGUCUGGCAGUCGAGAUCGCAAGACGCCAAGGAUCUGAUUCAGGGGCUAUUGAAGGCCGAUCCCAACAUGCGAUUCUGCCCCAAGGACAUCCUCCAGCACCCCUGGAUUACGAACAGUGAGAGGCAUUCCGAGAUGCCGGCAGCCGUGGCGCAGCAAGUUCUUGACAACAUGAAGAACUUCAGCCAUCUUGGCCAUUUCUACUCCAUUUGUGUGGCUGCGGUGGUUCGUCAGCUUGGCUCCAAGCACUUGAAUGAGGUGCACCGCAUGUUCUGCAGCUUGGACCGGGAUGGAAACGGUGUGCUGUCUGUUGAAGAGGUCCAGCAGGGCUUCUCCAACCUUUGCCACGCUGACUCUCCUGAGAUGCAAGACUUGCUGAAGAUCGUGCAGAUGCUUGACAAGGACGGUUCAGGCAGCAUUGACUACAACGAGUUUUGUGCGGCUGCGGUUGGCGAGCGAAUCUUCCAGGAGGAGUCGUGGCUGUGGGCUGCUUUCCGUUCCUUCGACACACUGAAGGAUGGCCAGCUAUCUUUUGAGGAGAUUAAAGCCAUCUUCCGGGGUAGCGACGUGAGCCGCGUUUGGCAUGAAGACGUCUUGGAUGCAGCUGCCAGGGAGGCGUUGAAGCGCUUCGAUGUCACCGGUGACGGCGCCAUCGAUUUCGAGGAGUUCAGCCAGCUGAUGCGCCACCACACGGCAGCCAAGAAGUUGGCCGAAGCCGAAAAACUCCGUCAGGGAUGGUCUUCCGAAGAGCAUGAUGCGCAAGCCUCCUUGGACAAGUUGGAACUGCAGCUGCAUGAGAUGAAGGCGCACGACCCCUACAGGAUCGUGAACCAGAUGCAAGAGGCACAUCACGAUCAUCUUGGUCGCGGGCUAUUCCGUAAGGUUGCCAUACUGUGCAAAGCCAGACCACCAGCAACGCCCCAGGUGCCAGAUCAAGCAAAGCACGGCAAUGCUUGA
Symbiodinium sp. CCMP2592 is the source of this 1884-nucleotide messenger RNA. The record is from the annotation of a GenBank genome assembly. NCBI's taxonomy places the organism in Eukaryota, Dinophyceae, Suessiales, Symbiodiniaceae.